Messenger RNA from Anguilla rostrata (American eel), 1381 nucleotides. RefSeq names its product map3k7 C-terminal like (gene map3k7cl). Gene Ontology annotation, cellular component: nucleus; cytosol. The coding region runs from base 490 to 921 and encodes 143 amino acids. The transcript is spliced from 5 exons. The record is from RefSeq and is a predicted model, not a curated record. Lineage: Eukaryota; Metazoa; Chordata; Actinopteri; Anguilliformes; Anguillidae.
UGGAGCGGUGGACAUUUUUCUCGUCUAAAGUCAUGCCGUCUGAGCCAUUUAAUUGGAAACCCACUGACAGACGGGGCUACACCGCGCGGCAUUCCGUCGCUGCCAGACGCUGAUUGUCUUGCGCUGAAGUCGCGUGGUCCGUGAACAUGUUGAAGGGGAUUUGGCUGGGCGGCGUGAAUAGUAGGCUACGGUCGGGGCAUCUCGUGAAGACUUCUCUGUGACGGUAUACCGUGGGGUGACUGCGACGGCAGGUGCGCGCACGCAAGUGGGGACUGACAAAAACCUCGGCUUCUCCGUGCCAAAAAGAAAGGUCACGUUUGAAUUGAACAGCGCGGACAUUUCCUAAGUCCGGGCAGCAAUAGUUGUACAGCUGGAGUGAGAAACUACUGACAUUAAGAAAAUCGAAUAAAGGGGGAAGUCUAACCAUAAUUUCCUCUUAUCCUGUGGUACAGUUCUCAAGGGUAAGCUUUUCUGUUCCGAGAGGUAUAAAUGAUCACCUCAACAAGACGAGUAUCUCCUGACAAACCCGAAGUUAGAAUCGCCUUCAGCCUUGAUGAGCCCAAAGAGCUGAAAGAUGACGAGUUGUUACUUACAUCCUUCCCUGGCCUGGAACAGCAGCUACAGCCAGUGCUCCCCUGUCAGUCACUGAGGGAAUCGGUGCAGGUGUACAGGGACCACUGCAAGAUGGCCACCGAGUUUCACCAGGUCAAAAUUGAAAUUGCCCAGCUGGAGGAUCGAAAGAGGGAGCUGAUCGCGGAGCUGGUGGAGGACGAGACGGCGUCCAUGGAGAUCGCCCGACUGGAGGAGGAGUUUCGGGUCCUGGCCGAGGAGAACCACACGCUGGUCACGGUCCACAGCGAGCGCUCCCAGCAGCUGGAGACGCUCCGGGUGCUGAGUCAGAAGAGACCCGGAUCUUCCUGACCUUUGACCUCCGACGCCCCCCUCUGCCGUGCCCCCCUCCUGGGGAGGCUCCCGUGUAGAAUCCACAGCGUGAGGGUGUGGUCCAGACUGCCGUGCAGGGACCCGGGGGGGCCCUUUUAUCAGGGGGGGGGGGGGGUCCACGGUCAUUUUAUUGCCUUGUGCAUCUUUAACUGAUUUUUGUUUUUUUUUUGUUCAAAACACAUGGGAAUAUAUUGAUUUCUGGGUGUCUGUUGGAUACUUGUAUUAAUACCUAGGUGUGCAUUUUCCUACUGAAUUGUAUUAGUGUAAGUGUAAACGGGAAAGAGGCUAAUCGCUACGUGUGCUUGACCUCUGUUUGUAUUGUACAUGAAGAACCUUGGGCUGUUGAUUCUCCAUCAAAGGGAAGACAGUGUAUUUGAUUGAUAAUUUGAAAAUGCUAGUCACAGUAUUAACUCUGAAUAAAACUCAUGUGAAUGCGUUA